Fusarium redolens is the source of this 1792-nucleotide messenger RNA. RefSeq lists its product as uncharacterized. NCBI's taxonomy places the organism in Eukaryota, Fungi, Ascomycota, Sordariomycetes, Hypocreales, Nectriaceae. The record is from RefSeq and is a predicted model, not a curated record. Bases 229 to 1656 code for a protein of 475 amino acids. The transcript has 3 exons.
CGUAGAUAGCUCCUAAGAUCUUGGAAUAACAGGAAGCUUCCAUGAUUGUGGUGUCUCCAUCGAAAACUGAGCCUCAUGGUAUUUCAGUUUUAGCUGGCCAUCCAUUCCAGACCUUUUUUACUCUUUUCUCUUACCAUACCUUUUCGGUUAUCAGAUGAAAUCAGCCUGGUCUGGUUGCAGCAGUUACUUGCGUGCUUGUAAUUGAACUCUACUCUAUUCACAUUGACAAUGUUCCGUACCUCGUCUCGCUCCCUUUGGGGUGUUGCCUCGAGAGCUUCUUCCAAUCGAGCUUCGCAAUUCCUCCCCCGCGCAUCAAUUGCGCCUCUUUUGCGUCAGCAACGCGCCGUUUACUCUAGCAAAUCCGACGAAGAGAAUCCUCCUCCUCCUAAGCAGCCCAUUGACUAUGAAGCUGAGCGCAAGCGUGGACAAGAGCUCCUCCAGUCCAACCCAAGUGUUGUUUCAUCGAAGAGCUCGGUCGCCAAUGCCACUACGGCAGCCCAGGGCUCUAAGAGCGCGGAUCAGGACAUGACUGGCGAGCUUAAGCAUGAUAUUGACAUUGUCAAAGAUACCUUUACUUUUACAGACGUUCCACGCGAAUCGAGCAUCCUCGGUUUGGCUGGUACCCUGCCCUACCUGGGAACUUCGCUUUCGACUGUCUUCCUCGCUUGGGACUUGAACAAACCAAUUCCCACGGGCAAUUCCUUCUACGAUGCUAUCAUGGUCGACCAUGAGACAGCCAAAUACCUGCUAAGCGCCCUUGAGCCUAUUCAGCUUGGAUACGGUGCUGUCAUCAUCUCUUUCCUCGGUGCUAUUCACUGGGGUCUUGAGUACGCAGAGAAGCAACCCCUCCGUGAACGAACCCUUUUCCGCUAUGGCAUGGGCCUUGCUGCUUCUAUCGUCGCAUGGCCAACUCUUAUGCUCCCCAUCGAGUACGCGCUCACCUCUCAAUUCAUGGCCUUCGUCGCCCUCUACUUCGCCGAUUCCCGUGCUGCUACAAAGGGAUGGGCCCCUCGAUGGUACGGGUCAUACCGCUUCCUUCUCACAGCCAUGGUCGGCCUCGCCAUCUUCAUCUCUCUUAUUGGCCGCGCCAAGAUCAAGCAAGGUGAUGCCAUCACUGCCAAGGGUCUGAGCGACAACUUCGCCAGGUCUGGUAUUGCUGAUCACGAUACCAACUGGGAGAAGCUAGAGGCAGAGGAGAAGGCUCGUCGACGAAAGCAGAAGGAGGAGGAAGAGAAGAAGGCAAAGGAGGCCGAGAAGAAGAAGAAGGAAGAGGAGAAGAAGGGUAAGAAGAAGGAUGGUAAGAGUGAUGAUAAGGCCAAGAAGGGUGAUGACAAGAACAAGGCUUCUGAGGAGGGUGACAAGAAGGGUGAAGAGAAGAGCGAGAGCAAGGACAAGGAUGCCGAGAAGGACGACAGCAAGGACUCUGAGUCUAAGGACGAGGGUAAGGAGUCCAAGGGAGACGAGAAGGAGUCUGACUCAAAGGAUGAGUCCAAGGACGAAGACAAGAAGUCAGAAGAAUCAUCUGACAAGGAGUCAAAGGACGACUCCAAGCAAGAGUCCGACAAGAAGGACGAUAAGAAGGAAAAGUCUGAAGACAAGAAGGAAGAAAAGUCCGAGGAUAAGAAGGAUGACAAGCCUGAUGAUAAGAAGGACUAACUUGCUGUCACAACGAGCAAGUUGAGCAUGAGCUGAAGCGCUUAGCGAUCACAACGGAGUUCCGGGAUUUACUGUAUUAUUUCUUACAUGUUGAGUUAAUGAAUUGAUGUGACAAGAUACUAUGCUUGGAUUUGAA